AGUGAUUUUCACAGAUAGGCCUCACCAGAAUGGAGUUAAAAAGGGAGCCAAUCCGUUCUCUUUAGUACUGACGACUGUGACUGAAUGUGGUUAGAAUACAAUCCAAUGAGAAUGUCAUGGAAACAAGGGAGAGUAUUGUAUUCUAGUAUCUGGAAGUUGUAGAGUUGGCGCACUGCAAAGGAUAGCCAGUCAGGAGGGGGAUGAUAGGAAGGACAAAUUCCCUCUGUUUGGUUACUGAACACCAGGAGGAGAGCAGCGGUACAUCUGUCCAGACCUGAAGCAUGCCGUAAGACAUGGGCUCCCGCAGCAGUAGCAACGCUGGCUCAGGGGGCCGUGACAACCAGGGCAGCUGGUCACAGAGGGAUUCGGGGAGCCUGCGCAGCGAGGAAGAGGACGACGAGGAUGUGGAUCUGGCCCAGGUACUGGCAUAUCUACUGCGCAGAGGACAAUUUCACCUGAUGCAAAGUGGUGGAGCAGCCAGUGUCCGGGUGUUCCAAACCCUCUCUGAUUCAGACGAUGACAAUGAUAAUGCAUGGGAAGGGAGGCUUGGAGAUCAGUACAAACCCACAGUGGAUCUGAGGCCGGACACCCGAGACCUGGAGUGCAAUGAGAUCAAAACACGCAUCCAGCUGGCAACAGGCAGGCUGGGCUCCAGACGAGCCGAGUGUAGUAUCCCCAAACUUCUUUACCAGAGGGAGCGUGGCCUUUGUCAUAACAGCAGUUUCUCUCCUGGCGAAUGCUCACGGGUGGUGUCUCAUUUUCUACCUAAUCACUUGGCCUUCACAGACUCGUAUUCCCAGAAGGCUUUCUGUGGAAUCUACUCCCGUGAUGGACGACUCUUUAUGUCAGCUUGCCAAGAUCAGAGAAUCCGCUUAUAUGAUUGCGCCUAUGGAGCAUUCCGGAAGUUCCGGAGCGUCAAAGCCCGAGAUGUUGGUUGGAGCGUUUUGGAUGUAGCCUUCACUCCCGAUGGGGCCCAUUUCCUUUAUUCCAGCUGGUCAGAUUACAUUCACAUUUGCAACAUUUAUGGUGAGACUGAUACCCACACAGCACUGGAUCUGAGACCGGAUGAGCGCCGCUUUGCUGUCUUUUCCCUUGCUGUCUCCUCAGAUGGAAGAGAAGUGCUUGGCGGGGCCAACUAUGGCUGUGUCUAUGUGUUCGACAUGGAGCAGAAUAAACGGACACUCAAGAUUGAGUCCCAUGAAGAUGAUGUGAAUGCGGUGGCCUUUGCAGACAAUAGUUCCCACAUCUUGUUCUCUGGGGGCGAUGAUGCCAUUUGCAAGGUGUGGGACCGCCGCACCAUGAGGGAGGAUGAUCCCAGGCCGGUGGGGAUUCUGGCUGGGCACCAAGAUGGAAUCACCUUCAUUGACAGUAAAGGCGAUGCGCGGUAUCUCAUCUCUAACUCGAAGGACCAGACCAUUAAGCUGUGGGACAUGCGGAAGUUCUCUGGCAACGAGGGACUAGAAGCCUCCCGCCAAGCCGUUACACAACAGAACUGGGAUUAUCGUUGGCAGCAGGUGCCCAAAAAAGCACGUCGCAAGUCCAAACUUCCUGGCGACACCUCCCUCAUGACCUAUCGGGGCCAUGGGGUUCUCCAUACGCUCAUCCGCUGUCGUUUCUCGCCACCUCAAAGUACCGGCCAGCAAUACAUCUAUAGUGGCUGCUCCACUGGGAAAGUUAUUGUAUAUGACCUCCUGAGUGGCCACAUAGUGAAGAAGCUUACCAACCACAAGGCUUGCGUCCGAGACGUCAGCUGGCACCCCUACGAGGAGAAGAUUGUCAGCAGCUCGUGGGAUGGGAACAUACGACUCUGGGAGUACCACCAAACGGAAUACGACGAAGAUGACCUUGGGGACCCCCAGCAACUCCCCAGCACCAGAGAGCUGCGCUCCAAGUCCUCAGGAGCCACUGAGCAGUAGCCUUGCCUCGCUGCUUGCUGCCAUUCUUCGAUUGUGGACUUGCCGUGGGGCGGGGAGGGGAAGGGAAAGGGGGGAAGUCUAUCUUGUAUUGCCUGUUGCCUUGGAAAACAUAGCGGGGAGGGUAAUGAGGGGUGACAUCACGUACCCCAUCAAAUUGUAGCUCUUUUCUCACUGAAAAUGGAAAAAUCUGAGGACCAGGCGAAGCAGGCGCCAUCCUGUGUCUUGCUCUGCAGUCAGCUGUGGGGAAGUAAACUGGGAAUGUGUUGCAAUUUCUUUGGGGGGCCAUUGGGAUUGAGUUUUGCAAUUCAAGAAUCCUCCUUGGUCCUCAAGGGAUUUUUUUUUUUUGAAGGAAGGAAAUGAAAAAAAAAAUCAUGGACAGGUAUAAAGCCAAACUGCUCCACCAAUUUUGGUUUUGUGCAUUCUAGGACAUGUAUCUUUCUCCAUCCCAUACCUGUUAGGGUUGGGCUGUAAUAUGUUCCAGGCUAGCUGGAUGAUUUUGUAUAAAAGGCACAAAAGGGGGAACGGUCUUUUUCCUCCCUAGGUUUUAUGUUUUGGGAAUACUGGGAGUAGCAGCAUUUGGCUGCAGCUGGCACCAUUUCCUCUCUGGGGCCAAGCAAGUCAAUAGGGGAAGAUAAUUUAGCAACUACCUUUCUUUCAGCGUCAAGGUGCUUCUGUGGGGCUGGAGCUCUUUCUCCUUGAGUCAGGAGUAAUAAAGUCCUUUGGGGACACAUCUUUAGCUCAUCCACCACCCACUGCUUGCAGAUAUUUUAUCUUCUCUGCAAAUAGGGGCAGAAAUAGAUUGCAGCAGAAGGGACAGUUGGGCCAAGGGGAAGCCUUCUCCUGGUAGUAUAUAUCCAGCUUUCCCUUCUGCGUGUUUCUGCUCUGUUGUCCUUGACUGACCGCUGCCUCCAGCUCAGAUCGGCCCCUUUCCUCGAGUAAUCCUCUUCAAGGAUCUCUUCCCACCUUUACAAGUGUCAGGUUUCUUAUGAGGUGGCCGUGAGAAUCAUCCGGCUGCCCCUUCCCCUUUCCCACCCUAAUUGUGUCCCCAUUUCCCGGGAUGCAAGAGAAGGCUCCUUUUGAUUAAUUUUGUUCUCCCUUGUGAGGUUUUUACACCUAUUUCUCCGAUAUUAAGGGGACAGGGGAAAGUGCAGUAUGAUGAGGUUUCCUUUACCAUACACGUCAAAUAAGCUGUUCUUGUUUUGAGGUUUGGGGUAGGUAGGGAGGGAACAUCCUAGCUAAAGUUCUCCAUUUGUAGGGAGAGCCGUCUUUCCGACCCUUUAGCAAAAGCGGGGGUUGUUAGCACCAGGCGUAAGGGAGCGCCUCCUUUCGUGGGGUUUGGCACGCUCCCAUCCACCUGUGCAAACUGCUGUCUGUGUCAAAUAAAAGUUACUGAAAUUUUC
Anolis sagrei ordinatus is the source of this 3316-nucleotide messenger RNA. RefSeq names its product DDB1 and CUL4 associated factor 11 (gene DCAF11). Gene Ontology annotation, biological process: proteasome-mediated ubiquitin-dependent protein catabolic process. The record is from RefSeq and is a predicted model, not a curated record. Gene Ontology annotation, molecular function: protein binding. NCBI's taxonomy places the organism in Eukaryota, Metazoa, Chordata, Lepidosauria, Squamata, Anolidae. Gene Ontology annotation, cellular component: Cul4-RING E3 ubiquitin ligase complex.